AUGAUUUCCUUAAGAGAUCCCACUAAAGCCGCAUUGCUCCUGUGUGCACUUUGCUGCCUGGCAAAUUCGGACGGGAAUCCAGUGAAGAAGAGAACGGUGAGCGAAAUGCAACUCAUGCACGACAGGAGACUUAAACAUCAUGAGGCGGAAAGGCUGGCCUGGCUAAAACAACAACUGCAGAUGGUGCACAACACCAAUUCCGGACCCGCGAGGACACCCGGAAAUAAGGCCAUAUGCCCCCGAAGGAGGAGGAGGAACCUAUCCUGGAUCGCAGCAAGCCCUUCCGACAGCUCCCGCGGAAAAAGAGACUUCUCAGAGUGGACAGGGCCGAUGCUGAUGGACACCCCAGAACGAAGCCCCAGUGAAUGGCUUUCUCGUAGCCUCCGGGGGCCCCCGGAAAAUCUCGUAGUCCGCCCCUGCCGCCCAUUUCACGGCAACAGUGAAGUCCACGUGAAGCACCGAAAGAGUUUCCGGAGCUUCCCGGAGUGUUGA
This is a messenger RNA of Ornithorhynchus anatinus (platypus), 492 nucleotides long. RefSeq names its product parathyroid hormone (gene PTH). Bases 1 to 492 code for a protein of 163 amino acids. The record is from RefSeq and is a predicted model, not a curated record. Gene Ontology annotation, molecular function: hormone activity. Lineage: Eukaryota; Metazoa; Chordata; Mammalia; Monotremata; Ornithorhynchidae. Gene Ontology annotation, biological process: intracellular calcium ion homeostasis. The transcript has 3 exons. Gene Ontology annotation, cellular component: extracellular region.